This is a messenger RNA of Cladophialophora immunda, 1245 nucleotides long. RefSeq lists its product as uncharacterized. The coding region runs from base 107 to 829 and encodes 240 amino acids. Lineage: Eukaryota; Fungi; Ascomycota; Eurotiomycetes; Chaetothyriales; Herpotrichiellaceae. The record is from RefSeq and is a predicted model, not a curated record. The transcript has 3 exons.
UCAGCCCCGUCCAUCUCUUUAUCACCAGUCAGACCUCCAAAAUUACGCAGCUAAGACGAUCACGACCGAGUGUCAUUCUUGAGUCUGAGUCUUCUUCCAGUUCACUAUGGGUGGUCCAGGCUCAGGAGGGUACAAAAACAAACCAGGUGACACCGAAACUCACUCAGCAUGGGACAUUAUCCCUCAAGAUCCAGAGGGCACUCAGAAGCUUGCGCAGGUACGAUGCAAGUACUGCAGCAGAGAAAUGGCCCAGCAUACCUCUCGCCAGCGUGUCCACCUUCUCGGCUGCCAAAACUACCUUGACUCCAUGAAAGAACAAGGCAUCGAGAACAGCAUUACCCGUCAAGCCGCCGAUCCUCAAGCAUUCUUCAAACGCUCGACCGACUGGGCGCAAAAGACCACAGACACAAAGGCUCCAAAGCUUCCCAAAAUGGGCGAUGUUAGCACCGCUGUGCGCAUUCAGGCAUUGGCACUGGCAGAGGCAAGCAUCGCGUACGACCGCAUCCAGGAGAUCACCGGAAUGGAGCCAAAGGUGAUUACUGGCCUCCGACGACUUGCGCGCGAACGAGGCUACAAUCCAAGUGACUCCAUGCAGCUCAAAGAAGAAUACGUCCUUGAUCCUCCCAGCGCACCUCGCCCUCGCGGCCGACCACCCAAGAAGAGGAAGCCUGAUGCCGAGGUCGACCCUGCCUUGACCAACAUGCAGGAGGGCUCUCGGCCUCAGAGUCCCAGCUACACCGGCACCCCCCCCAAUAAUCGUAGCAAUCUGCCUCCCGGGCAGUGGGAUUUUAUCGCUCCUACACCACCUAGUGGGUACACUAUGACUUAAAUGUCCAUUGGAGGUCUUUGUUCUGUUGGUAACUGUCCUUUGACGGAUUACCUGACUCAUGACGUCCAGCGAUAGUUCUGAUGGGAAGGGCAACCCACGUGCAAGGCGCAAGUGGCUGAAGGGGUAAGGUGUACGGUAGGUAUUCAAGCCUCAGGUUCCGGUCCAGGCGCUCAAAAUCAACGCCCUCGAGGCACGGAGUUACCAUGGGAAGUAUGUCUACUGAUAAUACUGGAGGAACAAUGUAUGAUUACGCAGGAAAAGGAUCCUCGUGGGAAAUCUGUGGUUUGAGACAGUGCAAGACUGACUUCGUCGUACGCUUCGACAAGGGAGACAAUUCAGAAAGGACCUGUGAAAGCACGCGGUAGCAGAGCAUAACGGAAUAGCAAAUAGCUAAUCAAAGGGAAAUUCAACGUUCA